Messenger RNA from Staurois parvus, 255 nucleotides. Lineage: Eukaryota; Metazoa; Chordata; Amphibia; Anura; Ranidae. The record is from the annotation of a GenBank genome assembly.
CAGGGGAGGACUGACCAUUUGGAAACUCGGGCACUGCCCAAGGGCCCGGGGUCAGUAGGGGGCCCCAUGAGAUGCCCCUGGUACCUUUUUCAUAGGCUUUUUUGAGUUUGGGCAAGGACACAGGGGCCCCAUGAUCCCCUAUUGCCCGGGGGCCCCAUGAGGUGUCAGUCCACCCCUGAGUGGGCCCUGAAUCAAAGGUAUAAGAGGGGCCUUUCUAAGCAUAUCAGGCUUUUCUACCAGGUAUGUGAUAAGCAG